Molecule: messenger RNA, 1251 nt
Organism: Arctia plantaginis
Lineage: Eukaryota; Metazoa; Arthropoda; Insecta; Lepidoptera; Erebidae
Source: the annotation of a GenBank genome assembly
AUGUACAGAGCAAUCCCGGUGAACAAGAGCCACAUUGAUUUCUUUUCAAAUCUAGAUGAAUUCUACGAUGUAAACUACUGGAGAAGACCUGGAUUGUUGCAUCGAGCCAUAGACUUCGUAAUCAAUCCUAAAGACCGAACGUCAUUUUUGCGAGAUGCUGAUAAACGCGGCGUCUACCUCACGACUAUUAUCGAUGAUGUACAGAGUGCUUUCGACAAACAAACAGUGAAGAGUUAUAUUAGAAGACAGAUGGACUCCUUCGACUGGAGCGACUACUUCCGUUUAAAUGAUAUCUACAACUGGUUAAAAGACUUAGAAAAGAAGCACCCUGAAGCAGUUAAAUUAGAAAGAAUUGGGCUUUCGCAUCAAAAUAGGAGCAUAAUCGCAGUAAAGAUACUACUGAAUAAAAAUAAAGAUCAAAGACCUAGAGUGAUUAUUGAGGGUGGGAUACAUGCCAGAGAGUGGAUCGGUCCAGCUUUCGUAACGUAUCUCAUAAAUCAGAUUCUCCACGCUGAUAGUUAUAAGGACAAGCUCUUAAAGACAGUGGCCAAUUUCUAUGAGUGGUACUUUGUUCCUGUUUUAAACGUUGAUGGAUAUGAGUACACUCAUACUGAUGAUAGAUUAUGGAGAAAGAAUCGUAACGGUCAGGGAGUUGACUUGAACAGAAACUUCGGACAUGCGUUUGGAGCCGUUGGUGUAAGCUGGAAGAUGAAAGAUGAACUCUAUUGUGGGAAUCGCGCUUUUUCAGAAAAGGAAUCAAAGGCAAUGGCAGAUUUCAUCAAGUCAAAAAGCGAAAACUUAAGAUAUUACGUAGCCUUUCAUUCAUACGGUCAGUAUAUGAUUUUGCCUUACGCUAAUUCUAAAAAACAUGUGGAAAAUUAUGACGAAAUGUACGGAAUAUGUAAAAGAGUGGCAAAGAAGAUCGCUGUAAAAUAUAAUACAAGAUAUGACAUAGGAACUGCUUUUGAUACUGUUGGUUACUUAUCUUCGGGUGUGAGCGGGUGCUGGGUAAAAAAUACAUUCAAAGUGCCUUAUGUAGUAACAUUUGAGUUGCGGGAUAACGGUUACGCUGGCUUUGCGCUUCCGCCUAAAAAGAUCCUGCCGACUUGCAAAGAAACUAUGGAUGGCGUACUCGAAUUGUUUCAUCCCUAUAAAGAUAAAGAUACAGACUCUAAUGUAGCCCAAGAGUGCAUUUACAAAACGACGUGGAAAGAAAUAAUGUUAAUAAUUUGUAUUGUUUUAUUGUAUUGA